This is a messenger RNA of Aspergillus novofumigatus IBT 16806, 412 nucleotides long. RefSeq lists its product as uncharacterized. Bases 93 to 326 code for a protein of 77 amino acids. Lineage: Eukaryota; Fungi; Ascomycota; Eurotiomycetes; Eurotiales; Aspergillaceae. The record is from RefSeq and is a predicted model, not a curated record. The transcript is spliced from 2 exons.
GGUUUAUAUUUCAAUACAUUCCCACACCUCCGGCCUGGUCAUGGCUUAUUGGAAAUACGAGCUCAUAUCUCAUCGAAUCGCCGUUCGAAGAGAUGAUAGAAUGGACGCACAGAGUGCCCAACGACGGAUUAAUUCGUUACUAUAUCGUCGGCAACCUCGAGCGUGUAUUGUUGGAGCAGGAACGGAGAAUAGGCUUAUGUAAGCUGCCUGCCCAGAUGGGAGGUGGUUUCCAAACUGACUACCCGACAACUGAUUCUUCCUGUAUCUUAACCAAUUCAACACACACACAAGAGAUAGUCGAAUUCAUCAAUUUCUUCCCUUUUUAACUCGUCCGUCGCAUUUUGGUGACCAGUGCCGGGCCGGCAGAUUCCUGGCGUUUCAACAAGUAUCAAGAGAACUAGGUGGCUUGCAG